AAAAUGAGCCAAGUAUACUUUAUUAACAGAAAACAGAGAAAAAAGGGGAACAGAAACCUGAUUCACGGAUCCAAAAUCGCAAAAUCUAGGGCUUCGAUCCAUCAUCACAACAGUAAGUAAAUCUCUGACUUACUAGUUCUCUUUCUCAAAAUCUAGGGCUUUUUACAGCCCCAUUUGUCCCAACUGCUGUGAAUAAUCCUGUAUUAUUCUUCUUCCAAGAACAAUGUCGGACCUUACGUAUUCCCCCAAAAAAAUGUCGGCCCGCAUACCCUUUGAACGUUUACCGUACGAACUGGUAAUUGAAAUCCUUGCAAGACUACCGGUAGUUUCUCUGCUUCGAUUCGAAUCCGUAUGCAAAUCAUGGUAUUCUCUCAUCACAAGCCCUAGCUUCGUCACCAAACACCUCAACCUCUGUAAAAACAAGCUUCUCGUGAGGCUUUACAACAACGAUGAUGAGAAGGAGCGCCAUUUAACUUUUCGAGACGACGAAUGUGGUGAUGAGGGUUCAGAACUAGGUUUCCCGCUUAGAGCCCCAUUUGCGAAUUUCAGGUUAGUGGGUAGCUGCAAUGGUUUAUUAUGUAUAUGGGAGGAUUCUUCCAGGGGAAACCCGGCUAUUAUUGUUUGGAACCCAUCAAUUAGGAAAUCAGUAACUCUUCCCGAUAGGCCUCGAGUCGUGCCCCAUAUGUUGGUUCUUGGAUUUGGUGCCCAUCCCACUACUCAUGAGUACAAGGUGGUAAGAAUUAUGCAUCAGAAGUAUCCAUAUGAGCAUGAAUUUAAGCCGCUGGUUGAGCUUUACACACAAGGCAUGGAAUCCUGGAGACGGUUAGGUUCUACUUUUCCUCCCUAUUGCUUCAUCGAAUAUGAGGCGUCGCAAGCUUUUGUUAGUGGAGCUGUAAAUUGGAUUGCCACAGAUCCACGUGUGUCUGCUGGUUAUCGACCUUUGAUAGUGUCAUUCGAUAUGCGUGCAGAAACAUUCUCUGUGCUGAUGCUACCACCUGCUCUAGCCGAUGAGAAACCGGCUUCCUUAUCCGUUAAAUUAUUUCGGGAAUCACUGCUUGUGUUAUGUGAUCAGCAAACUGGCAACAAUGCCUACUGCAUUUGGGUGAUGAAAGAAUACGGAGUUCCAGAAUCUUGGACUAAGCUAUUUAGCUUCAAAGUUAAUCUUCCAAUAGUACUCGACAGGGCAUUAGGAGUUGGGGAAAAUGGUAAGGUUCUUCUUUCAACAAGAGACGAGCUUCUUUUGUCAUCAGGAGAUAAUCGGUUGCUUUCUUACGACACUGUAACCAAAGCAGUGACAGAUACUAAAAUUAGGGGAUGUUCAAGUGGAUUUCGUGUUGAGCCUUUCAUGGAAACCCUUGUUUCAGUGGAAAGCCGAGGUGAUGUGUUGGACAGGCAGCUGAACCCUUUGUGACACUAUGCUUCUAACUUCCAAGAGACGAUGGAAUAGAGUCAAAAGAGUAACGUCAAUAAAGAACAUUAAGAAGCUUCAAGGGCUUUGAAGUUCAAACCCCUUCCUGCUACUGAUCUGGAGCAUGUUAACUGGCAUUAAACAUGCUCCCACUAGUUUUGUGUUAUCUGCGUAGUUUCAAAAGUGUCAAGGCAAGCUUUCUUCCCGUUCGUUGGCCCUUCGCCAGUUCAAUCGAAACCUAGUAGUAGUACAUUGUCAUUUUGAGACCAGAAUCACGUAUGGGUAGCAUACUAUUGACGUUUUGAGCCAGUGAAUGUUUUAGGUUUAUUUUUUUAUGAUUGUUCUUUAAUAUGCUUGUUUGGUCAAUAAUCGAAGGUUCAUUGUGGAUAGUAUUAUCUUAACGAAAAUAUAUUGUUUUACAAA
Rhododendron vialii is the source of this 1831-nucleotide messenger RNA. RefSeq names its product F-box protein At3g07870-like. NCBI's taxonomy places the organism in Eukaryota, Viridiplantae, Streptophyta, Magnoliopsida, Ericales, Ericaceae. The transcript is spliced from 2 exons. The record is from RefSeq and is a predicted model, not a curated record. Gene Ontology annotation, molecular function: protein binding. The coding region runs from base 224 to 1411 and encodes 395 amino acids.